Xyrichtys novacula (pearly razorfish) is the source of this 15666-nucleotide messenger RNA. Lineage: Eukaryota; Metazoa; Chordata; Actinopteri; Labriformes; Labridae. The record is from the annotation of a GenBank genome assembly.
AUGGCCGCGUCCCGAUCCUCGCGUGUCACAAGGUCGUCAGUGGGGCUCAAUGGAUUGGAUGAGAACUUUUGUGGUCGAACCCUCAGGAACCGCAGCAUCGCCCAGCCGGAAGAGACCUCCGUGUCUCCGCUACCGAGGGCCCGCUCGCCUAAGAAGAAGCAGGACGCCAAGCAGCAGGAGUCGAAGCAGGAUUCGAAACAGGACGCCAAACAGCAGGAGUCGAAGCAGGACGCUAGGCUGCAGGAGUCGAAGCAGGACGCUAGGCAGCAGGAGUCGAAGCAGGACACUAGGCAGCAGGAAUCGAAGCAGGACACCAAACAAGAGGUUAGGCAGGAGUCUAAGCAGGACACCCGGCAGCAGGAGUCUAAACAGGACACCAAACAAGAGGUUAGGGAGGAGUCGAAGCAGGACCCCGAGCGGCAGGAGUCGAAGCAGGACGCCAAGCAGGACUCGAAAGCAGAGGGCAAGCAGGAGUCCAAACAGGACACCAAACAAGAAGUCAAACAGGAGUCAAAGCAAGACAACACACAGGACACAAAGCCAGACCCUCAGCAGGAUGGGGAACAGCAGGCCUCGCUGCAGGGGAAGUUAACUGACUUGAACGCUUCUUCUGCUGAAGCGGAGCAACUGACCAGCUCAAGGAAGCGUAAUGUGUCCUGCUUAGAAAAAGACAUUAGUCCUGAGAACUGUGAUAGAGGGAAGGGGGCGCGCGAUGUCUGUCCUCAAAUCAAAAGGGCCAAGCGGUGCUCCCGCUCCGGAGAUUCUCAGGGACACGACGAGGACUCUGAGCUUCUGAAAUCUGAAAGUCCGCUUUCUGUCCUCGAGCCCUGCAAAGACAACAGUUGUGAAGAAUUUCCCAGCCAAAACUCUGCUAACACUUCUCCUGCCUCACCCGUCCUCAGUAAAGAGGAAGGUGAGCUGACAGGGGGCGCGGCGGCAGAGGAUGGCCAUGUGGAGUGUGACGGGGCCGCUCGGGCAGCUCAGCCCCCAAACGCCCACAAGGCCUCGAAUGGACUCAAAGACAAUAAAACAGAGGAAUCUUGCACACUCACUGAAGAGCAAAGUGCGACUCCGCCCUCUGCUACCAACUGCCCGUCGCUGCUCAACGGCAGUCAGACGGGGGCUCCCUCAUCCCCUGACCCCGCUGUGCCUUGUAGAAACUCUGUCCCUGUGCAGAUGGAGGUCUCUGGCUCAGGGGAAUCGCCAGUCUCAUCUGUGCCCACAUUAGAAGCUGUUUCAGAGGACCCUGUUCCUGACUUGAUAGUGGCUAAAGAGCAGGAGGUGGAGGAGAUGGAGGUGGACGUGGUGGGGGACACGUUAUGCCUGGCCCACGAGGAGCAGGUGACGGAGACUGACAACAAUACAAACGGCCGGUCGCUCACACCGGUGCAGGAUGCUGCUGCUGCCUCCACCUCCACCUCCACCACCACCACCAACACGAACAGUAGUCCAAUCAACAACAACAUUAACAGCAACUCAGGAGAAACUACACCCCCAUUAGCAACAACCCCCUCCCCCACAGAGCAAGGGUGCAACCCCUUAAUAUCCAGCACGCCUCCCUCUUUCUCUGAGCUCUAUGAACACAGAUAUACCCUGCGGACUUCACCCAGGAGGGCAGCCACUGGUGGCAAGGCCUCCUCCUCUAAGCUCAGCUCUCCUCCCAGAGACAAUGGUCCCUUGAGGGAAGAGGGGGAGGUGGUGGUUGGGUUGGAGGAGGACUGCCCCAUGGUAGAAGAACCCGCUCCCUCUGACUCUGUCGGCCUCUCCACUGAGGAGCUGGUCUCUGAGGAUCCUGGGUACAAGGCGGGCGAUGAAGAUGGUGGGCUUGUAGACAGCAAAGAGGCAGAAAAGAGAAAGGAACUAACAAAGAGCCAGGCUGCAGAGGAGGAGGAGGAGGAGGAGGAAGAGGAGGAGCCCGACGUGUAUUACUUUGAGUCAGACCACCUGGCACUUAAACACAACAAAGAGUAUGUAGGAGCUCUCUGGGGAUUGUCCUCUUCUUUUGUUGGUGCAGCUCUCACACAUGUCAUUGACUAAAUCCUGUCAUCAUCAGGUUACUUCUGCUCUUUGCUUUUGAAUGAACCCAAAAAAUACUCAUCAGGAUUUUGAUACGACACUCUAAUGUGUUUUAAAAUCUCACACAUGACUGAGGUUUGUUCUAGUUUUCAACACCCAGUCCUUCUUAACCUGGUCAAACACUUUUAAAAGGGUUUUGGUGAUAUGACAAAAAGUGGACAACCGUUGGACGUCAUUGUCCCACUGCCUCUGCCUGUGAUGCAUCUCCAUGGUGUGCAGUUAACUGCAUGUAUUCAGAUUUAAUGACUUUAAACGUCCCUCUUAAAAGGUCAAAGGGCUCUGUGCCGGUCCAUCAGAGAUGAUCUAGUUUCACUUCAACCUCUUGAUAUAUUACUGUUCGUUUGAAACUCUUAUGUGUGACAUUAGUGGCAGCGGGGCUCAUAGUCCUUCAGCUGAGCUCCUGCUAAAGAAAACCUCAGCAUCACGCAGGUUUAGAUAAAUAUGUUUGUUUGUAUCUGGGCUAAUUUAGGAACAACUCCAACUCCACUUUGUCAUGAAUAAAACAGCAGAUUUAUUCCUAACAGGCCAAAUGCAUUUCCAACUUAUAUGGAUAUUCUGGCGUAAAAUAAAGUUGGGGUCAAACACACCGUAACACCGAGUUAGACACUUCCGUCAAGAGACGAAUGUUGCCGACCGCUUGCUUCUCUAGUUAUUCCAACUUUAGUAACAACGGAAGAACAUUUAUGAUCAUUUCUUUACCAUUUUCUUGAAGUAAUAAUCAUCAUAUUAAUCAUUUUGCGUCUUGGUCUGAUUGCAUUUCCAUGAAGAAAUGAUCAUAAAUGUUCUUCCUUGAGCUGCGUCACCCCGCUGUAGUCCAUAAUGGACUGGCCUGAGGUCUCGCUACAAACAAGCGGCUGCUGGAAGAGAGUAGGUGAGUUGUGUUUAGUCUCUUUGCUUAAGAAAUCAGGCAAAGCUAAAAAGAUGUUUGGUGGCUAGUACUAUGGCUGGGACCCUAUAUGUCCUGUUGAUGAAGUUAGGUGCUGUUCUGAGCAUUAUUUGUGGCUAUAGAGUGGUGUUUUGGUUGAGGUUUGUUUUUGGCUCCUCAGACCGCUGUGUAUUGCUAUCGUGCGGUCGUUACUAAAGUUGGUAUAACUAGAGAAGCAAACAGUCGGCAACAUUAAUCUCUGGAGAUGGUGUCUAACUCUGCGUUACGGUGUGUUUGACCCUGAAUUAUUUUACGCAGGAAUAUCCCUUUAAGCCUGAUUUACACUUCUGCGUCAAAUUUACACCUUGGGUUCACAUAGUCCUGCACCUGUAUGCAGAAGCUAAUGGAUGUAGCCUGACAAUUUUGUGCACUUCCUCAAAAUUGUAACUCCAGGUUGAUAAAACCCUCUGACAGGUCUGCUGAGUGGCUUCAUAUGUCCUGCAGCAUUUACAGCACCUCUUGUACUGCUUGUAUAGCAUUACAGUGGAUAGUGACGAGAGAUGCAGACACUCAAACACACAUGACGAUGUUACAGCAAGGUCACUGAGGAGUGGCUCCAGCGUCGAGUCAAUGCAGGAAUAUAAAGCAGGGUUUGCUGGUGCGGCAUUAAUGCAUUAGGAGUUGUCAGUGUUUACAGUCAAAUAAAACCGUUCAAAUGAAAUUUAGACCAUCCCAGCAAGAGGUUUGAUUGAUUUAAUCAUCGUGCAUCUUAGUGGUCAAGUGGACUGCUGUUAGAGAGAUGUCCACAUGAAUUUAAAUUACCCCAGACACAUUUUAAAACAUCCUCCAUGAGGAUCAGAAAGCAGGUAUUGAUUUCUGAUAACUCAGGCUUACUCAGUCAAUCAGAACCUUCUUGACUUUGUGGAGAUGGAUUCAGAAUGUGUUUUGUUUUUUUCCCCCUAACCUGUUAGAUGGUCGAACAGUCAGAGGCAGCAUCUCAGAGAGAAGGAAAUCAAAAAUGGACAGAAUAUGUUUUUUUGUUUUUUUUUUUGUUCUUUUCCUGUUUACUGUGUUGAAACUCCUCAAAUGUCUCUUUUCCUCUCUGUGGGUUUAUGACAUUGUGCAAAAAAAAAGAAGAAUUCCUCUUGGCUGUGCCCAAAAGGGUUUAUUCAUAUUCUCUCUAUCGACAUAAACAAAUGAGAAGCAGCAUUAUGUUUGCACCCAAGUGUAUCCGGGUUUUGCACCGCCAACGCAUAGAUGUUUAAUUAUCACAUUUAUUUUUAGAGUCUCCUCUUUCUUGUAAUGGGAAUAUCAACAAGCACAUAAGUACGGCUCCUUCCUUAUUGUUCAGGUUUCACACGUUCUAACAUUUUAUUUCCACCCUCGGUCUGGUGCUGUAAUUGUGUGAAUCAGCUGCCAUUCAAAGAUUUCUAAAGCUCACAGAGGUUGGAUGUUAAAUUUACUCUGCUGAUUACCUCCGUUCUCUCUUUUCUCGGUAAGAGAAGCUGUUUCAGAGGAAAAUGGUUUCUCAGUGUCUGGUCUCCUUCCCGCUGUCAUCGUCGGUUAUUCUGCAAGAUUUGUGUCUAUGGACAGCCGCCACGCUGGGCUCAGACAGCCACUAUUAACUGUGCCGUUGCAGAUCAGCUGAUUCAGGAUGAAACCUCAUCAGAGGAGUGGUGGAGAGGGGCUGAGGUCCCCUUGUCUUUGACACCAGUAUUAGUUGAUGUUUCAGAUUUGGAGAGUGGCUUUAGCGUAAGCGCUCACUGCUCUCGUAUUGCGAGGUAAUUCGAUGAAGUUUCUCUUACAUGCCAAGUUUUAGAUUCUGCUGAGUAAGGGGAAAUUUUGGACUCUACAAUCAAUACAGUGUGGAGUCAUCUUAAGGCAAGCAUGACUAGGCAUUUUAAGGUUGCUGUAUAUGAGGAUUCAAUAAUGAUAUGAUUAAUGAUAGGUGAAUAGAAAACCUGUGUUUGUUUGUUAAAGAUUUGCUAAUAUAGACACAUCUUCCCACACACCAACCCACUUUCCCCUGAUUAUCAAGCAUUAAUGCUGUAUUGUUCUGGCAAGCUUUGCUUUUGGCACCAAGGUUUGUCGGUGGACCUUGGGCCUCGUAGGUGGCAAUGAAACCCUCUCCCUAGACACCUGGCGGGGGUUCAGAGAGCUGAGGAAAAAAGAGCCAAGUCCUCCUCGUUUCCCUGUGACAGAUUAAUGCACAGAUCAUCUGUUCAUCAGAGGAAGUCUGCAUGCAUGCUGUUUCUCUUUUGAUGAUUGCCUUCAUGCGAAUCAGAGCCAGGCUGUAGUACAGGAAAUUUGCCGAAGUAUGCUUGCUGCAGAAACAGAUUUCAGUUCGCAGCGAAGCGCUCGCUGAUAACUCCACAAGGUCAGCCGAGCUCCACAAAAAGCAGAACUGUUAUAUCUGUAGCUAAUUGACAGAUCUGAGGUUAAACAAAGUCGACACCAUCUGAAUGUUUUUGCUUGUAGGAAUUUGAAAGCACCAGCAGCUGUUGAAUAAAUUGUGUCCCUCGCAUUGAUUUUCAUUCAUGUCCUGUUAGAGGAGAUUGAUCCUCUCUGCUUCGCUGAGCACCUGCAUCAGGUUAUGGCCACGAAGGGAUGCUGUCACGUUCGUGCCGAUUUCUCCAGCUCUCCUCCUCGCACUGUAAGGCCUCUUGAGUCAGUGCCACACUUAGUCACUGACAGCUCAGUUUGCAGUUCUUCUUUUGCCCCAAAGGGUGUGAGAGGAAAGGUCAAGCUUUAGCAGUGCAAGAGGCUCCUAAAGCACUGCAAAACCCAAGUGUUUGUCAUGCAAAAGGUUUUCACAUUGCUCUGAUUUCUCCGAGAUUACGGGUCAGAAAAAGCUUUUAGUGGUUCAGUCUCAUCUUCUCUGUCCGUAUAAUUUUUUACCAAUCAGUAGAAGUGCUAUAAAAGCGACUCUAAAAGUGUUUUGUGUCGGUAUGAGCAGCUCCAAGGCGCAUAACUGUUAGUCAGUGCCAAGAUUUCUAGCACACCAAAACACACGUAAACACUUUUUUUUGCAAAAUCGGUGGAAAACACAGUGAAAUGGUUCGUGUCUUGUGCGAGUGUUUAGUCUCUCAGCAUCGUGGCUGAAUUAUGCAUGGUCUGGGGUCUAAAAGUUUGAUGCACUGCAGCAUUGCAAGUGUCAGGUUAAAUAAUGUAAGCAGUCCCUCCCUCCCACUGUUGUCUAACCUCUCUUCCCUCCGUGUCAGUUAUCAGAGGCUGCUGCAGACCAUCGGAGUUCUCGAAGCCCAACGCACGCAGGCUAUCCUGGACCUGGAGACGUUAGCGCGUCAGCAGAAAGAGGCCCUCGCAGAUCCCAUCAGCUUUGUGGAGCAGCUACAGAAACGGGUAAAACACAGAGACCCGGACACAAACGAAACAAGACCCAGUUUGUUUUUAAGUGGCAUUUAUUUAAAAAAUAUAAUGAAAUGAAAAGAGUAUCUUUAAGAUGUCUUAGUUUAUCUUUAAGAUGUGAUCAUCUUUCACACCUUUCACACCACGCAGCUUCAUAAAUGUAUAAAGCGCCAAAACAAUGUGCAUGUUUCUAAGUGGCACACACAUUCCUGCUCUCCGUUUUCUGCCUGAGGAAGACUUUGCCGGUUGCAACGUUGCUGGAAUAAAUAUUUGGGCGCUUGUAAAAUUCAUUGUGCAGACUUUUCCACUGUCUGACUCAAGUUUGGUUCUGCACCUGUUCAUAUCUGGGCCAGGGUGUGCACAACGUCCAUCCUGUCAGCCCAAGAGACUUGAGACGUCUUUCAACAGUUGUCUCAAUAAUACGUUUAGCAGGAAUAUGACUCUAAAGAGUUGACUCACGUGAAUAAUGGCUAGGUUGGGAAAUAAAAAGAUAAUGUCAGAACAAACAGGAAAAUGUGGGACCUCAGGUCAAUCAACAAUUAACUGUUUAAUUAGAAGACUGUCACUUCUCUCUGUCCAUGCUGUUCAGUGAUCAGCUGCAGAAUACUCUGUCUCUUGUGCUUUCUCCCUCACUUUCCCUCUGGAGACUCUCACUCUGCCCAAACUCAGAUAACAUUUAAAUUUGUCAGUUUUUGCAAAACAGAUCAGGGUUUCUGCUGGGUCUUAAAAAGUCUUAAAACGUCCAAAAAAACAGUAAUUUAAAUUUCAGGCCUUAAUUCAUCUUAAAUUCCCCUAAAACCUUGUGAAAUGUCUUAAAUAUAUAUUUGAGAGGUCUUAAAAGUGUAUUAAUGUUACUUACAGUUAAGAUUACUUUGAGGUUAGUUUAAAAUGUUCCGAUUUCCCUUCAUGACUUUGGUAUCUUUUUGGCAGUAUGGAUGUAAAAUGGGUUUUAAAUUGUAUUUAUUAUGGUCUUAAAAAGUCUUAAAAAGUUUUCAGUUUAACUUGUUGAAAACUGCAGAAACCCUGCAGAUGUAUACAGUACAUCUAUGAUGUAAAAAAAAAAACAUAUAAGAACUAAACUAUUUUUUUCCACAUUGAAAGUCUCUGUGCUUGUUUCCACUUAGAGGGUAGGUGUAAAGCUAAAUGACUGUCAACUGCCUAUUAUUAUUAUUAUUAUUAUUAUUAUUGUUUUUCACCAGCAAUGAUAUAACAAGUGAUGCAUCUCACUGUUGAAGGAAGGAGGAGAUUUUCUGCCAAAAACAUCAUUUACAUAAAUACAGGGAUGCCACAACCGACACGUUUGUACAACAUAACUCUGUUUUAACUGCAGUCAGCUGAUCUCUGCUCAUAUUUACAUCUAUUUGAACACAGAACAAGAGUAUAAAGCAGUAAGAUGAGUUUUGAAUCAUGUGAGUUAACCUCGUAAUGUUCAGUAUAACUGAGGACCUCCACAGUAUUCACUUUUCAUCCUAUCAGUGAGAUCUGGAGACUGAAUCGGUUACAGAGCCCCUGUGGAUCGAGCCUGUUACAGGAAUGACAGUGAUGUGAGCUAACCUGAAUAAUGUUUAGCAGUGACGGGACUCAAAGCAGGGUUUUAAAAGUCAAAGAUUACAAGGUUAUCAAAACAUUAUUAUACCUUACAAGAGAAUAGAGAAGACAUCAGGUUUUGCCUUAUUAUUCAGUUCAGUCAUGAUUUUGAGCAGAGAGCCGUUUCACCUGCAGCGUAAAGAACCGGUAUCGGCUCCCAGCAGCACUGCCAUGCUGUGAAUGAAAGCAGCUUUUGUCCCUCUGCGCCUGUUGCUGCCUCAUACAUCAACAUGAGAUAUCAACCCUUCUUCAUUUUGUUAAUGGAUAAUGACAGAGGUGCCUCUGACCCUCAGGUGAAUCUGGGCUUGCCGUGUCCUCAGCGGGUCGUCCAGCUCCCUGACGUAGCGUGGGAGCAGUACACCUCAGGCCUCGGCGACUUGGAAAGAGAGUUCUGUGACAAGAAACGCAAAACGAGGCGGCUAAAGCUUAUCUUUGACCAAGGUAUGUGCAGAUUUCAAUUGUCCUUUUUUUGUAGAGCGUGAAUUUUGGUUUGUUAAAUUCAUGAAAGUAAAAAUUCUGCUCGUUUCUUCUCAUCAGGUUUGCCUGAUCGACCAAAAAGUCCUGUUGAACCCAGGAAGGAAGGAGAGUCCUCCACCAUGUACACCUCUCUGCCCACAAGUGACGCUCCAGAGAACGGCAGACAAACACAGGUAUCACCCUGAUCCUUCUCGUCAUCAUCACACACGUGUGUGCUGCUUCUGUCUCCCUGUAUAUCAUUGUUGCAGAACAUUAGACAUACAUUGUCCUGACUAUAACCAUGAGUCACUCCUGCAGCUUUAUCACCAGGUUACACUGCCCGCUCUGCUCCCCUUCUUGAUUCUCUGCAGAGUUAAGCAUGCAGCACAUGUGAGCAUGAAGGUGGUAUCUAUGGAAACGCAAGGAGCUCGCCUCUCCUCCACCUCCACCUCUGAUGAUGUUUUUUUUUUUUUUUCCCCUCUGGCUUGUGUUUACGUUUUUGUCGUCUCCCUCUCCCUUCGGGUUUAAUUGAUUGUUGGGAUUAGAUCGUGCCAAGUAUUUAGCACUGAGCAAACAACUCCUUGAUCAUUCCUUUUGCUCGCGCUGUUUAUUUAGCGGAGCCACAUUUGCACUCGCACAGAUUACAGCCUCUGAAUUCUAACAGGAUUUCAUUUGUCAGUCAAAGUGUUUUUCGUCGUCUUCCCAUGACACAUCUCCAGUCACAUCUUUGUCUGUCAAUCUGACAGAUUCUCUGUGCCAGGCAGUCCGUGUGCACAGAUCUCCUCAAAUGGUGGAGCGCCCAUUAUUUUCGUUCCGUGCGAGUCUUUUAACUUGGCUGUCACUCCUGUUUUUUCUCGACAGAUGAUCCGGGGGAGGAUUUGUCACCCAAACAAGCCUGACACAUUCAACCAGCUGUGGACUGUGGAGGAACAGGUAGGUAACAAGUGUGUAAGGAAUCACACCCUGUUUAACAGAAUAUGCCAUUCACUAAAAAACCACGCUGAAUCUUUGCACAGAUUCUCAUUUUUUUGACUUUAUUUGAAGGAAAAAUCGACUUCAUUCAAGUUUUGUCGAUUUUUGACACAGGGCUUCAUUUGUUUGUUUGUUUUUAUUUUAGUGUGUAAUGUGUGAUCAAAGCGGAGCGGAUAAAUCUACACGUGUCUGUGUCCCCUCAUAUGUCUUUACCUGUUGGUUUUUUUCUUCUUGUAGAAAAAAUUGGAGCAGCUUCUUGUGAAGUUUCCUCCCGAGGAAGUGGAGUCCAGAAGGUGGCAGAAGAUUGCAGACGAGCUGGGCAACCGAACAGCAAAACAGGUGAGGGGUUAGUCAAAAUGAACGGAUGAGGUGCAUGUGCAGGAUUUUCGUGCUUCUAUCAGAAUAUUUUGGUUGAUAUCUCUGUUUAGAAAUAAUGCAGACAUUAAUAAUAGAUGACAGAUUCAUUAGUUAGGUUUACAGAGAACUUUCAAAAUGACAAAUCCGACUUCAGUAAAAGUGUGUCUCUGCAGCUGAAUAACACAAACCGAGUCGUCUUUGAAGCGGUCGUACUUCUCCCUGUUUCUCUUAUCACCACCUGACAUUGAUGAAUCUGUGUCUUCACUAUGGAAACAGGCUGUUAAAUUGCAGGAGUGUCGAGCGAAACACUUAGCAGAGCUGAAAGGCAAAGACUGACUCGUGUGAUAACCGUGCCCUCUUUAAGUACCUGGAUCCUGGAUACAUUUGCAUGACCUCAAUUACUUCAAGCAGCUGUUCCCCCCCAUUCUGCUGGAAAUCAUUAACGGAGACGUUUUCCUGUUAAAACAUUUCAGGUUGCCAGUCGGGUUCAAAAGUACUUCAUCAAACUGACGAAAGCUGGUAUCCCCGUGCCUGGAAGAACUCCCAACCUGUGCAUGUACACUAAAAAGGUAUUUAACUACGGAGCUACUUAUGCUUACUGCAUGUCUUUUUUUCCCUUUGAGACUUUUUUUUAUGCCUUUAUGAAGAGAGAGUGGAUGGAGGAGGAAACUGGGAAGAGAGAGUGAGGAGUGAGAAGCAAAAGGCUGCUGCUGGAUUCGAGGAUAAUAACCUCUGCAGAUGUUAAAGAUUUUUCUAUGUUUGGAUAUUUAAAAAAAAACGAACAUUUGGACGUUUUUAAAUGUUAAAAAAAAAAGACAAACACUUCCAUGCAUCUGUUUGUCAUGUUAAUCUUGGUUGUGGCAGCGUGACAGUGACAGAAGUGACAAUGACAGCAGAACCAUCGCAGUGUAACUGAGCUGCAGAGAGAGUGAGUGGGGUUUAUGUUAGCUGCUAAAUCCUUUUUAUAUGAUCUUUGUUUGUUUUUUUUAACUGAUGGCUUUAAGGGAUAUUUUGGCAUAAAAUUAAUUUAGGGUUAGGAUUCACAAAUAAUGCUCAGAACAGCACCUAACUUCAUCAACAGGACAUAUAGGGUCCCAGUCAUAGUACUAACCACCAAACAUCUUUUAACUUUGACUAAUUUCUUUAGCAAAGAGAAUAAACACAACUCAACCUCUCUCCUUCAGCAGCCGCUUGUUUGUAGCGAGACCUCAGGCGAGUCCAUUACCGCAGCGGGGUGUCGCAGCUCAAGGAAGAACAUUUUUGAUAAUUUCUUCAUGGAAAUACAAUCAGACCGAGACGCUAAGGCAGAAGAGCUACCGCGUCUGCAGAGCAAAAUGAUUAAUAUGGUGAUUAUUACUUGAAGGAAAUGAUCAAGAAAUGAUCAUAAAUGUUCUUCCUUGAACUGCAACACCCCGCUGCAGUAAUGCUGUGUAUUUCUAUCCUGCGGUCUUUACUAAAGUUGGUUUAACUAGAGAAGCAAGCGGUCUGCAACAUUCAUCUCUCGAGGGGGUGUCUAACUCUGUGUUAUGGUUUGUUUGACUAAAUUAAUUUUACACAGGAAUAUCCCUUUAAGUGUCUCCUGAGUAAACUAAUCACAAAUUAAAUGAUGUACAAAAGCACAUGUUGCUCUUCUCACUCCACUCGUCUGUUCUGUUGAUUCCUCAGGCGUCCAGUAAGAGGCAGCAUCACCUCAACAAGCAUCUGUACCGGCCGUCUACCUUCCUCACCUCCUACGAGCCUCCAGUCUACAUGGACGAGGACGAAGAGCGUGCGGGGUAUUACGGCAGCAUGCAGGACCCCUCUGCUGAAGACUCGGUCAGUCCUCUGUCAAAAACUCUCCCUCUACAGAGACCAGUGUGGUUAUUUUAAUGCUUUCCACACUCCUCCACAGAGAGCUUGUGUUGUUCUGACAAGUCUGUUCAAAUCUGUUUAACACAAGACAACAUAAUCCAGCGCACCUUGUCGCUUAUGUCUGCUUCCCCCCCUCCCUCUCGACACCAUUCAACACUUGAGGGUGAAAUAAGUCCCCUGAACAUGCACGUCUCUACUCUUUCUAUUUUUCCACUCUUCAGUCACGGCAGUGUGGACUGUUUUUAAAAAGCCAAAUGAAAGCAGGAUGCGGAGCCAGCCUCGCCUCUCUUUCAUUUGAACUCCCUGCUCCUGGUGCUCGCCGUUACCCAAGCGCUGACAUUUUCUUUUUUUUCCCUUUGAUGGCUAUAACCUUUAAAUAAAACCAGGUCGCCAUGCCCAGCUGAGAACACAGGCUGCCGGCUCCACCAGAGCGUUAACAAAACCCCUGACGCCACCGAUAUGAAGGAAAGGCACUAAGGUGUUACCAGCACGGCCACAAUCAUUUCACACUUCACCAGGCUGCUGUCCCUGACCGCGGUCCUGUUUACAGGGAGGUUUGCUGUGAAGGCGAGCGCGUCUGCUGGUCAGCAGGACUUCUGGUGGAUGAAUGAAAGUUUUUUAAAGAGUGAAUCUCUGUUUUCACUCUGAAGCAAACACGCACUGAACACCUGAAAACUCUGCGCAUAUUCAGAGUGAGCCACAGGUGUGAAGUGGACGACUCCCACGGCAUAGUCUUUUACACUCGUUCCUUUAUUUGGUGCAUUUGUUGGUUUACAAGAAGCUUUGAUAUAAGAGCAGACACCUAUCUUAUCGGAUAGGUUUUAAACAUGAGACUUUUACUCCUGCUGCGCCAUCUUGCCUCGAACCUCCAACACUCGUCUCGUUGGACAGGGAAAACUUCACAUUGUAAAAGUGAUUCACUUGUGAGAUUAAAUCUGUACUUUUUGCUAAAUAACUGAAAGAAAAGUUUGAAUGGUGUUUGUGGAUAUAUUUUCAUCUGUUGACUCCAGGUUUAUUUCCUGUGCACGACAGUAAAUAUAUGUUUUUGCAUGGUUUUUUUUUCUCUUUACCUGACAUGCAGGAUGAGGAGGGAAUUCCAGUGGAGUUGAGAAAUCUGCCGGAGUACAAAGAGCUUUUAGAGCUGAAGCGGCUGAAGAAACAGGCGCUGCAGGAGCUCCAGGAAGAGAAGGCCGGGGUGCGGCAUGUAGGCUACAAGGUGACGACUGUUUAAAGCCUUUUUAAGCCGGUUUUUCCACAAACUGACACCUGUUCAUGAUGUAUGAGGGGAAAUAAAAUCCUAGAGCGCUUCCUCAGUGGUAUGAAAUAAACAGAUAAUAAGGUUACCUCCUUCUGUCCUGUUGACUGCACAUAAAGUCUCCAAAAAAAGAAACAUUAGACGCUGUUUCUCCUGAAAACAUGAGUAUAGUUAACAGUUUGAAACAGCUCCAUAGUUGUGUCGUUGACCUGCGGUGUCUGUCUGUGUUCUGUGUCUGUGCAGUGUGAUGUCUGUGGCAUGGAGCCCAUCCAGGGAGUGCGGUGGCACUGUCAGGACUGUCCGCAAGACAACUCAGUCGAUUUCUGCUCCAACUGCUCAGACUGGUGAGUUCCUCCUGCUUCUGCUUGGACUGAGAAACUUUGACUGUAUGGAUGAUGUUUAUCAGAAAUUAGAUAAUCAAAUCCGACUGAAAAGAGAAUUAAAGGGCGUUUAAGUUAAACGCGUAAAGCUCAUGCACAGAGGCGAUAGAUUCAGACUCUCCUGUUUAUUGUCCCACAGGGGAAGAAAUGAGUUUUUCAGCAGGAGCACAUAAAAGACACACGCAGCCGAGAAAAACAAUCAAAUAAAACCCAGUUAAAAAUCCUGGAAGUAAAACAACAUCAAAUUUAGCACAGUGUAAGAGAAUAAUAUUAACAGCAUCAAGCCAUAAGUUAAGUUAAGCAGACUUUAAAUCAUAGUGGUGCAGCAUGAAUCACCGCGGGGUUCAUGAAUUAUACUCAAGAAGAGUGAGACCUGAAGUCUGUUACUCUCUCUUAUGCAGUACUGCCUGAAGCGGCGACCCAAGGGUUAAAGGUCAGAGCCACACAAGAGUAGAUGAUCUGGACAGUCCAGUGUAGCGUUAGCUAACCUGCUCACCACUUUACUUGUCUCUCUCCAGCUACCCCGUCUGUUAAAGGCAGACAUAGGCGUCAGUUUAGGGGGGGACAGGGGGAUGUGCCAUUGUAACCCCAGUUAUUUUCAGUAGUAUAGAAAAUUCUGACGCUCCCGAACGCAUCAUCCGUAUUUGUCUGAAGUCGCUGAGAGAUGCAGCAGACCUCCGCGAGGAUAACAAAAACGUGCAGCUGUUGUAAAUUUGCGUCUGUGCCACGUUGAAGCUGCGGCCCAGAGUGUGCUUUUUCUUCUGAUAUUACCUGGUGAGUUAGAAAACUUGUUCGCUUAUUUAACCCUAUGAUUAUCCCCUGUAAUAUAUCUAUGCUAGGGGGCGUUAGUUGGUUACAUGAAAUAAGUCUACGCAUUUUAAUGUAGCCAUACCAAAAGAAAAAUCAGUUAUAGUCGUCAUCCCAGAGUCACUUUUGCUAGUAGCCGCCUCCCCCACUUUUUGAAACAAACUGACGCCCUUGAAGGCAGAGAUGAUUAAACAUGUAUAACGAGGUUAUCUAAUGAGUAUUUCACUCUUGUUCUGUUAUCCUUCAGGGACGCAGAUUUAUCCGAAAGUUGACCCGUUUUCCUGCGCUUUAGUCGGUACUGAACUCGUCCUCAACUUUGUGGUUUUGAAAGGACGGCGGUGGUGAGUCAUGUCGGCUGCCUGAGCCACGCUGUGAACAUCAUUCAAAGUAAUAUUAGCCGUGUCAUUUAUCUGACAGCUAACCACACAGUGUGUUCAAAGAGGAGAAGUAUGAGGACAUUUUGACGGGCUCAGUGUUUGGCAUGUUUGCUCUAAAGGCAGCAGCCUGUUAUAAUGUCACCGAGCUCUGCACUUAGGUUAUUAUUUCCUAAUUUAAAUGCUGAAAUACAGCCGCAUAUCACUGAUUCCUGUAUGAGACGCACAGAUUAAGAGGUGUUAUCUAAAACAAAUGAGAAGAAAAGAGUAAAUAAAGGUCAGAAAAUGAAGCAGAAAAACAAAAAUAAAGCUUUUAUCCUAAAAAUUCAUACUUAUUAUGCUCCCUGUGCUGCUCUCCGGGGGAUGUAGUUUAUCCAGCGGUGCUUUUCCACGGCAGGAAACCUUUUGACCUUUUAGAGGAACUCUGUGUAACCUCAGUGUUGACUCAGUAUGUAUCUGGGCCGGUAAUAAACCAGGUUUGUUGGACGUGAUCUAAAUACUGAAAAAAAAUAAAGUUCAUUUUUGACAGAUGGUACGACCCUCUGCCUCUGACAUUUAUCACUGUGCCACGAUGAAGCACUAAAAGGCGUCAGCCACCAAUUACAAGCCCGGUGUUUCCCAGGCUGCUGUUGGCUGAUAAGAAGAAAGGAAAUAUCACUGACUGGAGCUUUUUUGUAAAUCUCUCUCUUCUGCUACCUUGAACUCAGAGUCGCUCACGAUGAAGUUUGCUGAAGCCCGUUUUUUCUCAUUCACACACACGUCUCUGAUUCAUACAGUCGAGUCCUGCUGUGGUAAUAGAAAAUCGCUGCUGCAGCUUUAAAAUAUAAACCGUCGCGGAAAGAAAGGGUGAGGUUUGUUUUAGUCAAUACCGGUCAAUUCGAACGGCCCCGGUGGGCCCUGAACACCCACAGUUAUCAAGGUGAGUAAUAAUAUCACAGCCUCAUUCACCUUGAAAAGAGACGGUGGCAGAGUGAGUCAUUGUGUUAAUCCAGCAUGUUCUCAGCGGUUGUUUUGAGAGGUUCUAAAUGGAAAUGUUUCUCAGUCGGCAGGUUUUCACUCAGAGAAACGUCUCUGUUGAAGUUCAAAUAUAUUUUUUUAACCUCUCAGAUUCACAUGACGUGUUUGCUUUAGCUGCCAACGCAAUGACACUUUGGUUCUUCUGGCUCGCUCCUCAGCUUGUUCAAGACGGAGACCCACAAGCCAAACCAUCACUUGGAACCGGUGCACCAGGCUGACACCUUCCUGGACAGGGACUACUGCCUGCCGCAGAGCACGGGCUACAACUACCUGGACCCGAACUACUUUCCAGCCAACAGAUGA